GUUACAUGUCUGGCUGAGGAGAUUGGUGAAAUCGAAUUUAUCUUCCGCGUCCUGGUCUACGGUGGACAACCAAUAUUGAUCAGGAUGUCCGGUGUUGUGGUCAUGCCAAAAUUGGAAAUUUUCCCGCAAAUUCUGAACUUCGCAGGUGUAUUUUUGGGUUCCCAUUCGGAAUUAAAUAUGAUGCUAAAGAAUACGGCGUCGGUAAAAAUGCAAGUAACCUUCGAUCUCAACAAAUAUGGCGACUUUUCGAUAAAGGAGGUGGAGGAAACCCAAGAUAUGUCAACUCAUCUGGCACAUUUUGUUGAACAUGGAGCAAAAACGAUCACACUGGCCCCAAUGCAAGCAAAAGAGGUGGCUACGACAUUUAGGCCCACAGAGGUGGCUUGGUACGAUUUCAAACUGCCAAUGAGCGUUAACGGAAUCCGUGUGAUUGAUGAGAAAGUCCCCACAGUUAUUAACACCAAUGAGGUCGGGAAGACCGUUGGCAACCCACAUCUGAACAGGAUGCCGUCCAUUGCCGGCAGCAGUCAAUGUGUCCUACAGGCGACAGCUCUUCGGGCACCUAUCGUUCUGCAGCCGUCGGACGGGACUUUGAAAGUUAAUGCAACGUUGGGUGCUUCGGGCGAGGUCCUCAGCGAGCGUGACCAACUUACCGGGGUGAACAUCGUGAUGGUUUAUCAUGAAUACGUGUUUUUCUCUGUUCUUGUGACAUUUAAGCUGCAAAGUGCAACUUCAGACGUUGUGGAAUGGUCGCUGGACUGCACGAAGCUUUCUAUCAAACCAGCCUCCAGAAGACCAAAUAUACAGAUCCGCGUCGCGGACUCAUCGAUCUUCGUAAAGGAGGAAACGGCGGAGAAAAACAGAAUAUUUCGAGGGAAAUUUCAGGAAAAGGAGGAAUUUGCAACCUUUCAAGUAACUCUGGUUCCAGGUAUACCGCCAGAUAAAUUAGCGUUUUCCUCCACAGCGUUGGCGGAACUCGCUGCGAUGGACGUUGAGGUGCCUGUGACCCUGAUCGGUGAGGACAUCGACGUGCCCAUGACCGUGACCUCGUUUUGGCCAAAGCUCUCCAUGACGUUUGACCAGGCCAGCCUUCCCCGCACACGGAAGGCGGUCCUCUCGGAGGCGAUAACAACCGCUGGCCUUGGCCCAAUCGACUGCCCCUUCACUGUGGCCUAUCCGGAUGGUCAAGGUAUGUAA
Dibothriocephalus latus is the source of this 1197-nucleotide messenger RNA. NCBI's taxonomy places the organism in Eukaryota, Metazoa, Platyhelminthes, Cestoda, Diphyllobothriidea, Diphyllobothriidae. The record is from the annotation of a GenBank genome assembly.